Messenger RNA from Daktulosphaira vitifoliae (grape phylloxera), 3013 nucleotides. RefSeq lists its product as uncharacterized. NCBI's taxonomy places the organism in Eukaryota, Metazoa, Arthropoda, Insecta, Hemiptera, Phylloxeridae. The transcript has 12 exons. The record is from RefSeq and is a predicted model, not a curated record. The coding region runs from base 88 to 2778 and encodes 896 amino acids.
UUCAUUGUGCAUUAUAACGUUACACUGAAAGUUGAUAUUUAAACUUUACCACGUUUUGUGUAUUUUGUGAAACCCGCGUUACUUAUAAUGUCACCUAAAAAGCAACGUGCUUGUAAAAGAAAAAAUAUUUUAUCAAAAACUAAACUUAAAUUAAGAAUGAAGAAUAUCCAGAAAAGAUUCCAUAAAGAUAAGUCAAAAUUGAAUGAAAUACCACAUAAUGAGUCAACUUCAAAUUAUGAUGAAAAAUAUCAUCCUAUAACAAAUAUCACUUCAUUCAAUCAUAAUUUACUUCAAAAUAGUAUUAAUCCGGAUUUAUCAAUCAGUAUGGUCAUACAUGAUACGCCCUCCAGUUCUGAAAUGACAGAAUGGUCACAAUCCAAUGACUAUAGUACAUCGGAACAUAGUUUAAGUAUCCAUAUGGAAAAAAAUAGUGUUUCAUCGAUUAGUGAAAAUGAACCGAAUAACCAAGAAUUAAGUGGUAGAAGAAUUGUGAAUAUAUCACAUUUAAUUCAACAAAUUCAAAAGCGUCAUGUUGGCCCAUAUGAUUGCUCGUUUGUCGACAUGGAAUAUGAGUCAGAGGUGAUCUAUGGCUUUUCAUCAGUUAUCACAUUCAAAUGUAAAGUUUGUAACAUAAAAACUAAAUUACAUACAGAGGAUAUGAAACAGUCGGAGAUGCGAAUAAAUAAAGCUGUCGUAAAUGCUUGUCAUGCAAUUGGAAUUGGUCAUACUCAGCUACAAGAAUUCGCGGGAUUUCUCGACUUGCCUGUUUUGUGUAGUAGAGGUUUUUUGAAUAUUCAAACUGAGGUAGCCGAAGUAGUUCAUGCUACUGCAUGGGAUGAAAUGAAGAAAGCCGGCGACGAAGAAAGAAAAUUAGCAUUUGAAUCUGGUGACGUAGAUAUCGAUGGCACGCCAGUUAUUACUGUUGUCACUGAUGGCCAAUGGUCCAAGCGAAGCUACAAGACCAAAUAUGACGCAUUAUCUGGAGCAGCAACAAUAAUUGGACUAAAAACUCAAAAAGUUUUAUUUGUUGGAAUACGUAACAAAUAUUGUAUAAUUUGUCAAAGGGCUUCAAGUAUGAAAAUUAAAAAUGUACCAGAUCACAAAUGUUUUCUUAACUGGAAAAAAGCUUCAACAUGCAUGGAAGCAGAUUGCAUUCUGGAAGGAUUUUCUAAAAGCAUCGAAAUGCAUGGUCUUAAAUAUAACUGUUUGAUUGGUGAUGGCGAUAGUAGUGUAACUAAACGAUUGGUAGAAAGUCGACCAUAUGGCAUUGAAUUCAAUAUUAAAAAAAUUGAAUGUAAAAAUCACCUUUUGAGAAACUAUACUUCAAAACUUACAGCUAUGGCCAGAAACACAAAGUAUCCACUUCGUGUUCGCAAGUUCAUAUUGUCAAAUAUUCUGCGGUUUAGAAGUGAUGUUCAAAAAGCUGCCCUUCAUUGGAGAAAAGAAGCAGGACUAACCAAAUUACAAAAAAUUAAAGGUCUUAAGAACGACUUAAUUAAUGCACCCUAUCAUAGACUUGGCCAACAUACAAAAUGCAGUUCAUACUUUUGUACUGGAUCAAAAGAAACAACUAUAAAUUUAGUUCCAGAGGCGGAAACUGGAGAGAUGAUGAGAGAAAUAUUAAAUAUUUCUUCUAGACUCGUUUCUCAUUCAGAAAGUUUAUUAGAAAACAAGACCUCUAAUAUUUGUGAACAAUUUAAUUCUUUGAUUAAUAAACACGUAGGAGGUAAGAGAUUGAACUUUUGUGGAAGAGGCAAUUAUAAUACGAGGGUAGAGGCAGCUGUUGUGGCAUUCAACUCCAAAGAAUAUUUAAGACAAAUACAUAAAAAAACAAGUAACUGCAGUCCAGGAAAAUUCGGUAAAAAGUUUUUAUUGAAUCACGAAAGAAUAAAGUGCAAUACUAGUAGAAGACGACAAUUAUUCCCCGAUAAGAGAAAAUGCAAAAAACCUAAAUCAAAUGGUGCGGAUGAAGACUAUGGACUAGCAGAACCGCUUAUAGAAAUAUUUUCACCGGAAGAAAUUGAGAUGAAAAAAAAUAAUUUUUUGGAAUCUUUAGGUCAAGCUGAUGUUAAAAAAAUUGAAAUUGAAACGAGAGAUCAGAGCAACAAUGCAAUGUGGUACAGUGAACGAAAGAAACGCUUGACUGCCUCUAAUUAUGGUCAGAUAUGUAAGAUGCGAUCCAACACAAGCUGUAGAAAUGUAGUUUAUAAUAUUUUAUACGCACCUGAUGUUCAGUCAAAAGCAUUGCAGCAUGGAAAAAUAAUGGAAGCUAAAGCUCGACAAGAAGUUGAGCGGUUAUUAAAUAAAAUUGUCAACAAUAGUGGUUUGGUAGUAGAUCCAGAUUUUCCAUAUUUAGCCGCUAGUCCAGACGGUGUAAUAGAAGAAAAUUAUUUGGUGGAAAUUAAAUGUCCGUAUUCUGCUCGUGACUCGAGUAGUGCUGUAGAAGCAGUAGAAAAUAAACUAUUACAAUAUUGCAAGUUUGAAAGUGCUAAAUUAAAGUUAAAAGAAAACCAUGUGUACUUUUAUCAAAUAAUGGGUCAAUUACACUCUACACGUAGAGAGAAAUGUUUUUUUGUAAUUUAUACUAACAAAUGGAUAAAUAUAGAGGAGAUAUACUACAAUCAAACAUUUUGGAACGAAAAAAUGUCAAACCAACUUAGAAUGUUUUACAUGGAGUGUUUACUACCAGAGAUUGUAGAUCCCCAGUUCCCAAAGAGAUUGCUCAAAUCAGAUAUAAAAGAACCAAAAAAAAUAUCAAAAAACACAAGAAAAAAUUAAUAUAUAUAAAAUAAUUAAAAAUUUGUUUGAUUAAUUAUUUUUCUUUUUUUUCCUUCGACUCUAUAAUGACUUUUUUCAAGGUAAAACCACACUGCACUAAAAUCUAACAUAUGACUGUAAAUUUAAGGUGAUUGUGUCAUGGAUAGUGACACUGCAUUAAAAGAUAAAAAAACUUUUAUUCUCUAUUCUCGGUCGAAAAGAAUCGAUUUAUAAUCAGUAAAAAUUUUAAUAAUUA